This is a messenger RNA of Notodromas monacha, 1743 nucleotides long. Lineage: Eukaryota; Metazoa; Arthropoda; Ostracoda; Podocopida; Cyprididae. The record is from the annotation of a GenBank genome assembly.
AUGCCGUAUGCGUCGAAAUUUCUUUCCGUGUUUUCGCAGCAGUUGAGCCAGCAGAGUGAAGCAGAGAAAAUGGCAGCCACGCAGUUGGAACUGCACAGACUCCAACAGGAUCACAUUCAGCGUCACCAGGAGCAACUCCUGCAGCAGCAGCAACGUCUUCAGCAACUCCAGCUUUCCAGCUCGUGGUUGUCAGCGACCGCGCACCUGGCCCGAAUUUCUCGUCAGCAGCACCCGAACCAGGGCGUGUUCCCGACGUCCACACCGUCGCCCACUGGCCCACAAUCAUCUCCAGCGGGUCUUGGUGCAGCUCCUCCAACAGCCGCCUGCAACAUCUCCUUGUCUCCAUCACAACAGCAGCAGCAGCAACAACAACAGCCGCCACAAAGGCGGUCGUCGUCGCCAGCCAACGACUCCGGAGUCCCGGAAUCCCUGUCUCCCUCGACGACAGCCAAGACUUCGAGGAACUCGACGUCCUCGUCGUCGUCAGCGUCACUGCCGUCGACGCCGAAAUCCGCGCGGUCGUCGACGGGAGAAGGCGGCGAGGCGCCGUUGAAUUUAUCCAAGCCGAAGAGCGGCGCCGCGUCGCCGGUUGCAACAGCAGCAGCAGCAGCAGCGGCGGCGGCAGCUGCGACAACGGCAUUCCCGACUUCUGCGGCGGCGGCUGCUGCAGCUGCGGCCGCCUUUUCUGGCGCCUUCGGGAAGACCCUGCCUUCCUUAAUGUUCCCGCCUUCCGCGGCGGCGUUCCUCAACGCCUACGACGCCCUCGGGGCGGCGUCUUCGUUCCCGAACCCACAUGGCGCCACUGGCGGUAAAUUCGAUCUGAUGUCUCACCAUCACUCGGGACAUCACCACCACGGGCAGAUGGGCAACGGGAACCCGUUCCUGAAUGCAACAGGUGCAGUUGGUGACAAUAGACCAAUGCCUUGGCAUUUGCCAUUCCAAGGUGCAGCAGCUGGCACCACCCGAGGACUGAUGGAGUCCUCGUUGACCUCUUCGACCCCGUCUGAACACGACGACUCUUCCAACGGGUCCAAGGCGAAAGAUGAAGUCAAGAUGUUUGGGGCAAAGAUUAUCAGACAGCAGAGGAAGGAUGCCGAGGGCCAACCCCACGUCAAACGCCCCAUGAAUGCCUUCAUGGUAUGGGCAAAGGAUGAACGCAGGAAAAUCCUCAAACAGUGUCCUGACAUGCACAACUCCAACAUAUCCAAAAUUCUCGGUGAGUCUCUUUUUCUUUCGCUUUCAAAGCACCUUUUUUUUUCCGCUACCCUUCACCUCACAGGUGCCAGAUGGAAGGCCAUGAGCAAUGCGGAAAAGCAACCCUACUACGAGGAACAGUCCCGACUGUCCAAGGUGCACAUGGAGAAGCACCCCGAGUACCGGUACCGACCCAGGCCCAAGCGUACUUGCAUCGUGGACGGCAAGAAGAUGCGCAUUUCCGAGUACAAGACCCUCAUGCGCCAGCGGCGCCAAGACAUGAGGAGUCUGUGGUGCAGAGACGGAACCACGGGUGGUGUCCCCGGCACCGCGUCCGACGACGACGUGUCCUCGCUCCCUCAUUCGCACCAACCCCACCCACAGCAACCACAGCACCAGCAGCACCACCACCACCAACAACACCAACAACACCAACAACACCAACACCACCAUCACCAUCCACACCUGGGGUUCCUGGGUGUUGGUCCUGGGCUCGGGAAGCAAGAGUCUAGUUUCGAGUCUGACCAAAACAGUUCUCUGGAAACUUGA